This is a messenger RNA of Fraxinus pennsylvanica, 495 nucleotides long. The record is from the annotation of a GenBank genome assembly. NCBI's taxonomy places the organism in Eukaryota, Viridiplantae, Streptophyta, Magnoliopsida, Lamiales, Oleaceae.
AUGAGCUUAGAAACGAUUGAUCCCUUCUCUGGAGUAUUUUGUCUAAAGCACCGGAGCUAUGGUAGACACCAAUGUCCCAAAGCUGACAAACAUGAUGUCACUGUUGUCAUCUGCCCUCUCUGUGCCAAAGGAGUUCGCUUAAUUUCCGAUGAAGAUCCGAACAUUACUUGGGAAUCACAUGUAAAUAUUGAGUGUGAUCCAUCAAACUAUGAGAGAGCCACAAAGAAAAGGAAAUGUCCAGUACCCAGAUGCAAGGAACUCCUAUCAUUUUCUAACAUGGUCAAGUGUAGGGAUUGUACUGUAGAUUAUUGUCUGAAACAUCCGUUUGGUCUGGAUCACAAUUGGCCUGGGCCUAAGAAACCUAAAGCAACUUUUCAGUUUAUGGGCUUUCUAAAUAGAAGUAGAAAGGAGGAGCCAAAGCAACCUGCCGUCUCAUCUUCAUCAAAAUGGGCUACAAGCUUCCUUAAAGCAGCUGAAGCUGGAAUGGCACUUUGA